Molecule: messenger RNA, 585 nt
Organism: Paraphaeosphaeria sporulosa
Lineage: Eukaryota; Fungi; Ascomycota; Dothideomycetes; Pleosporales; Didymosphaeriaceae
Exons: 2
Coding region: 1-585 (194 amino acids)
Source: RefSeq, a predicted model, not a curated record
AUGCGUUUCUCCGUUGCUACUACAGUAGCCCUCGCUGGCCUAUCCGCUGCCAGUCCCUUGGGCGAUCUUAAUAGGCGCGCCGAUGUCGUCAGUGUUCUCAGCGAUCUCUACGCCAACGUGCAGGUUUACACUGGUGCUAUCAAUGCCACCCUGGCCACCCUUACCCCUUCAUCGUCCCUUCUCGAAAAGACCGCCGCUGUCCCCAAGGUCGGCGAGUCAUUGAACUCCAUCACCAAAGCCAUCACGGACGCCACGGGCUCCAUCAACGAUCUCGCUGCCUCGAAGAGCACCACCGAAGCGGAAAAGCGAGGCGUUGAAGCGGCCAGCCACCCUGUUGAGAAACGCCAGGUCGAUACAGCUACCGUUCUCCUCACGCUUAUCAUUGUUGAGAUCUUCGCGACAAUUGCCGGUGCCAUUGCUAUUUUGGGACUCGCUGCGCUACUUAUCUACAUCAACCCUUUGACGGGGGCGAUUGCGGCGCUCAUCCUUGCAGUGCAGCUGUUGCUCAAUGUUGUAUUGGCAUCGGUGACAUUAUUGCUGAACACGCUUUUGGCUGGACUGGCUUUGACGAUUGGUGGGCUGUAG